Molecule: messenger RNA, 864 nt
Organism: Striga asiatica
Lineage: Eukaryota; Viridiplantae; Streptophyta; Magnoliopsida; Lamiales; Orobanchaceae
Source: the annotation of a GenBank genome assembly
AUGGAGUACCGCCCGCUGCACAUCACCUUGAAAUCAGCCGAGGGUUUGAAGAACGCGAGCCUCUUCGGCAAGAUGGACGUCUACGCCGAGAUCUCAAUCGCCGGCUACCCGCAGUCCGUCAAGCGGACGUCCGUCGACAAGAACGGGGGCACCAGCCCCAAGUGGAAGAAGGACCAUCCCAUGGAGUUCAUCGUCGACGAGCCCUACCUCACAAAGCCUGGCCUCUCCCUCCUCUUUCAGCUCAAGGACGAGUGCUCCUUCGGACCAGACAAGGUCAUCGGCUCCGCCACCGUCCCGAUCCACGACCUGUUCAAGCCCGAUUCCGACCUGACCCGGGACAACACCGUCGAGUACCAGAUCUACACCCCAUCCGGCAAGCCCAAGGGUUCCCUCAAGUUCUCUUACAAAUUCGGGGAGAAAUUCACGCACCAGGCCCCGGCGGCGGCGCCGGAGACCAAGGAGAAGCAGCACGCGCCAGAUCCGGUGACGGCGUACCCCGCCGCGGGCGGAUCUGCCUACCCGCCGCCUGCCGCUCCGUAUCCUGGUCAGGCGUACCCGCCGCCGGGCGCGGCGGGGUACGGGGCAUAUCCGCCUCAGGGGGGCGCGUACGGGUACGGCGCGCCGCCGCCUCCGGGGUACGGGUACGCGCCGCCGCCGCAGGGGUACGGUUAUCCACCUCAGGGGGCGUACGGGCAGCCUCCUAAGAAGAACAAGGCGGGGAUGGGGGCAGGGUUAGGGUUAGGAUUGGGGGCUGGGCUGCUCGGAGGCUUGUUGGUUGGGGAGAUGGCGUCGGAAGCAGGGGAGGCGGCUGCCUAUGCGGAUGGGUACGGAGACGCCAUGGAUGGCGGCGGCUUUGAUUUCUAG